AUGAGUAACCGACCUACGAUUGCUGGAAGUGGUUCAUCCAGUUCGACGGUGCCGGUAUCGACCGAAAUGGUUCCGGAUGAACCCAAAUUGCCACAAAAUACAACAAUACCGUCCUAUAGAUUCUUCAAACUCAUUUCGGUGAACUUCAAGGAGGCAGCAUUAGACUCUCCAUCAUUUAGAGCCUCUAUGAACCACUUGGAUCUGCAGCUUUUGAACACAGAGAAGUGGUUUGUUGCAUUGUCAGCAUCCUUCUCGAAGAUUCCUCGUGUGAUCCAAGAGCUUCUGGGCUUUCUAGAUAGUUUCAUGGAGUAUUUGGUUCCGGUGUUCAUGCAAGAUGGACUCUUGGACCAAGAGUAUACAGUGUCUUCAUUAAACAACACCAAGGAUGGCCUCAAGAAGAUCUGGAAAUUGGCUUUGGGAAUCAUCGAAGUCAACAUGCCCAACAUUGAAAUCACCAAGAGUGAAAUUAUCGAGCGAAUCGCAACCUACAAGCAGCUUAGACGACAAUUCGACGCUGCCCAGGAGAAAUAUGACAAGUUCCUCUCAGUAUAUAUGGCGCUGUCAAAACUGAAGGAAGCUCCCAUGAUAUUGGAAGAUCUGCUACAGGUUUUUGCAGUCCGCAAAGAAUAUCUCCAAUUGAGUUUGGAUCUUACCAUGGAGAUAUCUGAGGUAAGCAAUCUUAUCAACGAAAAAAUCAACCACCGGAACUUCUUGCUUUGGAAAGAAAAAAUGGACAAAUUUAGCUAUGACCCUAUGGUAGCCGAGUUGCUAUCAGAAUUUUGGACCAAGACUGAUCGAAUCCAGUGCUGGAGUGAAGCCUACCAUAAAGCUAUGCUCAAUCUUAGUGCUGACUUGCUUCUUGCCAGAAAACACAUUGAAGAGCGCACAAUAUUGCAGUUCACUCCAUCUAACCUGCUCAAUGAUUAUCGGGCGCUGCUUAUUAACUCGAAGGUCUUGGAAGAGGCUAACGAGCCUGCUGCAGAGAUCCAUGGUUAUUUAUUCAUGAAAACAUGGACGGAAAGGUCAAAUAAGCCAAUCUGGGUUAAGAGAUGGGCGUUCAUCCAGAGCGGAGUGUUCGGCUUUUUGGUACUUAGUCCCUCUCACACGUCUGUCCAGGAAACUGAUAAGAUUGGUGUUCUACUUUGUAACGCAAAAUACUCACCCAACGAAGAUCGGAGAUUCUGUUUCGAAGUGAAAACAAUCGACACAUCGUUGGUGCUCCAGGCAGAAACACUUGAUGAACUCAAAUCUUGGCUCAAAGUGUUUGACAAUGCAAGAAACAGAAUAAUCAAUGAGAACGACCCAAUGCAUGAACUUUUCUCAUUGGCCAGCGGAAGAUAUCCCCCUCUUGUCACAGAGUUCCUGUCAACCACCAACACAGUAAUGGAUAAGCAGAUGUCAAGUUCACGAAUCAUCAACAGCGCCGGACAGAUCAUCACUUCCAGUAAGUUAUCUUCACAUCUAGAGAAGAACGAGAAAUUAUUUCAAAGUUCCAUCUAUAACCAGAUUGCUCAUAUAUAUCUUCCAUUUAUCACUGAUGCCAGUCGCUCGUCGUUGAUUGCUUACAGUCUUACAGGUUCAACGAGUGUUCCUACAGCUCUCAGUGCUAACAUCUGGGGAUCACUCAACUGGGGAGUAUAUUACAUGAAUGAUGUGAUUCCUAAUGAAUUGAUUGAGGAUGACAUCCCCGAGGAGGAAUUCUCCAAACAGAUCGGUAAUGGAAUGAGAGUGCCGAAAAACUUUCCCAAUGCGUGGCUUCCACGAGAUAUUCAGUUACGUGCAUUAUUCGAGUCUUGUGUGGGACCUCUGGAGUGCUGCCUUGUCUCAUUCAAUUGUUUGCUCUCUCCUAAUGCCCAGCAAGAGCUCCGUGGAACUACCUUCUUUACGCAGAACCAUAUUUACUCAUAUAUCCAUUCUUUGGGAUUUGUCUCAUUGAGUAAGGCGCCUAUAACACAUUUUGUGGAGGCUCAGUGUACACACAAGAAGCAUUAUGACAUGUUGAAGGUGGUAAAUUUGCAGGGAUCGCUAAGGGCGAAAUUAUUUUUGGAUGAUGGUUUCUUGAUCGCUAAGAAAUUGAAUUGCAUCUUCGAAAAUGCCGCUAGCAACGAGCCUCUAGGUCUCACUGGUCUUAUUCGUCAAAUUUUGAAGAUCGAGACUGAGUACAAUGCCGAAAAGAAGAAAGCUAAGGCUAAAGCAAAGCGUUUAAUUGGAGAGGACCAAACGUCUGUUCUCAAUGGAAGUUCGGAUAUCCAAUUCGUGUCUCAACCUACACCUAACCACCUGUUCCGGGUUGAUUAUUCUGAUGAGAUGACAUUGUUAGGUGAACAUAUUGUCAACCUUCCUCCAAAAGCAUUGUUUCACAUAUUCUUCGGAUCUCGUUCAACAUUGCUACAAGAGGCAUAUCCGGUUGUCACCAUUAGAAUCAGUGAUAGAACGAAAUGGAUGAAGGACCCAGAUAAUGAGAAUGGCCUUUUCCGUGGGUUUGUUACUGACUUCCGAUAUUAUGGCAGUAAGCACGGAAGAUUUACUGUUAUACAAGAACUCGAUCCGUGGGUCGACAACGAGUAUUACAAUUGCAAGAUUACAAGAUCGAGCUUCAAGAUUAAGUAUGGACCUGAGUUCAAGUUUGUGAGUCGUAUCAUCUUAAUUGGUGAAAAUGGCCAUACCAAGUUCAAGUAUUAUGGAGGAGUUAUCACAACUGACAAAAAGUCUCCUUUGGGAUGGUUAGUUAAGAAGAUUGGAAGUACUUACAGCAACUCCUUUUUCGGUUCCAUUUGCAGAAGCAUCGAUGAGGCAACUAGAUCGAUCGGGCAUAACGGAAAGGUUUUGAAAGCGAUCUAUCAAUACGGUAAGAUCGAAGUCACAGACCUACCAUACCAGAAUCCACAAAUCCCACCAUCGGAAGCCAGCUUGGGUACUGUAAUUAGACUAUUUUACAUGGGUACCAUGACUUCUGCCGGCAGACGGCUAGUCUCGACCGCAUACUUCAUUCUAAGUGUGUUGAAGAUUAUAUUUACCAAUUUGUCUGCGCACCGGAUUCUUGUUGGAAUAAUUGGUGUGUUGACGAUGAUGAACCUUUUUCUUGGAGCUAGAAGUACCAAGUAUUAUUGGCAGGCAAAGGAAGCACGCGAGCUCGCUCGCGAAGUGCUCAACUUCGAGCCGAUGAUGAUGCAGAGAGCCAUCUACCUGAAGGAUAUCCGGGAGCUCAUCAUGAAAAACGAUCUUAUUGCUUCGGACUCUAAAUGUUUCCAGACCUUCCGGAACUCGUCAUUUGUUCUCAAUUUUGACCAGCCUGCAACCUGGAGCAAUGCAUAUCAAGACGAUAUGACCCGUUCAGUAGCUAUCAAAUUGCGGAAGUCGCUUCAAGAGAUCGGAAUCCGCCGAAACGAAUUGAUUGUCAAUUUGCGGAUGCUUAAUUCCUUGGAGGAAGAAAUUGCUCGAGGAGAAUGGAAAAACUGGUUGAUGAGUGAGCUCGAGAAAUGUGAUUACUUCCGUAAUCUGCCAUUACUUGAAGAAGCGGCCAUUCUCGAUUCUGACUUCGAGACCGGAGUUGAGACACUCAAUGAAUUUUGCUCCAGUUGUUCAAAAGAGAUGGAUGUACUUCUUUCCUCUAAUAAUUUACUAUAA
Messenger RNA from Sungouiella intermedia, 3627 nucleotides. NCBI's taxonomy places the organism in Eukaryota, Fungi, Ascomycota, Pichiomycetes, Serinales, Metschnikowiaceae. The record is from the annotation of a GenBank genome assembly.